AUGGCCCCGUUCUCGAAAGAAAAACAGCUCUACGAUAAACUUGAGAUCACACCCAAUGGCGAUCUCACGCGAAAUUCUGUUGCUCGAUCAAUCAAGCCCCCAAAAGAUUACCUUCCUGGUGAACCCCGACUUGGAAUAAACGACCACCGUGUUUAUGAAUAUCUUCAAUCUGAAUUCAUGACCGAAACCUUGAACGAUCUCUCACCUCAUCUUUGGCUUGUCGCAACACUGGAUAGCACUCACAUUUCCUCACUCAGGCACCAAAUCGUGAGAGGACGAAAUGUGAUCAUAACCGAAGAUCCAGGCCUGCAUCUGGUGUGGAUCUACGAUAGAGUCUUUGUGAAGCCAAUGCCAAAGUACCUCUUGUCGCAUGCCUUCUGGGAAUUUUAUCUUGACGAUGCAAACCCGAUGAUUCCCAUCUCAGCGGAUGAACGAGAGAACACAAAAAAGGCAAUUCUGGGGUUCAUGCGUUCCUAUGCUUUUCUUAUUGAUCACAAAUCGGAUUUCGACCUUGCUACCAACGAAAGUAGUCGCCUUUUACCGAAAAAUAUCAAAUAUUCUGCUUUUGUCAAGUUCAUCAUGGAGUUCAAGCAUCUACCCGAUGAAAAUGUCUCGCUGCGAUACAAAUUCGGUGAUUUACGCCUCUCACGUCUGAAUUUCUGGAUCACGAUUUUCCAAGGCCGCUUUACGUACCAUAAUGUCCAUGGGUACUAUGGUGCGUAUUUUGCGCGCUUUUAUGGCCCUCUGCUAUUUGUGUUUGGAGUGUUGAGUGUUGUGCUAUCUGCUAUGCAGGUGGCUUUAGCAGUGGGCCAGCCCCUCGAGGAUGGCUCGUGGUCGGUGUUUGCGUACACCUGCCGUGGGUUUGCAACGUGUUCGAUCUUCUGUGUGGCUUUGAUUAUAGUUGCUCUCCUUGCAAUGCUAGUUUUCCGAUCUUUACGGGAGACUAUAUUUGCACUAAAGGCUAUAUAUAAGCGCAAGGCGGGGAUUAAAUAG
Penicillium salamii is the source of this 993-nucleotide messenger RNA. NCBI's taxonomy places the organism in Eukaryota, Fungi, Ascomycota, Eurotiomycetes, Eurotiales, Aspergillaceae. The record is from the annotation of a GenBank genome assembly.